GUGAUUUCUCUACCUCACCACUCGCAUCACCUAUCUCUCAUCCAUUGUCAUCUUUCUUCUCUCCCUCUCCCUCUCUCUCCAUCUUUUACCUUUUUAACGACCUUUUCUUAAUUUUCACUUUCUUUCUUUCGCCAUGUCUGAGACUUUCGAGUUCCAGGCUGAGAUCUCUCAGCUGCUCUCGCUGAUCAUCAACACCGUUUACUCCAACAAGGAGAUCUUCCUGCGAGAGAUCAUCUCCAACGCCUCCGAUGCCCUGGACAAGAUUCGCUAUGAGGCUCUGUCCGACCCCACCAAGCUCGACUCGGGCAAGGACCUCCGCAUCGACCUGAUCCCCAACAAGGAGGCCAAGACCCUGACCAUCCAGGAUUCCGGUAUUGGUAUGACCAAGGCUGACUUGAUCAACAACCUGGGUACCAUUGCCCGCUCUGGCACCAAGCAGUUCAUGGAGGCCCUGUCUGCCGGUGCUGAUAUCUCCAUGAUCGGCCAGUUCGGUGUCGGUUUCUACUCUGCCUACCUCGUCGCUGACCGUGUCACCGUCGUGUCCAAGCACAACGAUGACGAGCAGUACGUCUGGGAGUCCGCUGCCGGCGGUACUUUCACCCUCACCCAGGACACCGAGGGUGAGCAGAUCGGCCGUGGUACCAAGAUCGUUCUCCACCUCAAGGAUGAGCAGACCGACUACCUCAACGAGAGCCGUAUCAAGGAGGUUGUUCGCAAGCACUCCGAGUUCAUCUCCUACCCCAUCUACCUCCACGUCCUGAAGGAGACCGAGAAGGAGGUCCCCGAGGAGGAGCAGGAGGAGUCCAAGGAGGAGGAUGACGAGAAGAAGCCUAAGAUCGAGGAGGAAAAGAAGACCAAGACUGUCAAGGAGAGCAAGAUCGAGGAAGAGGAGCUGAACAAGACCAAGCCCAUCUGGACUCGCAACCCCACCGACAUCACCCAGGAGGAGUAUGCCGCUUUCUACAAGUCCCUGUCCAACGACUGGGAGGACCACUUGGCCGUCAAGCACUUCUCUGUCGAGGGUCAGCUUGAGUUCCGCGCCAUCCUCUACGUUCCCAAGCGCGCUCCCUUUGACCUCUUCGAGACCAAGAAGACCAAGAACAACAUCAAGCUCUACGUUCGCCGUGUCUUCAUCACCGACGACGCCACCGAUCUCAUUCCCGAGUGGCUCAGCUUCGUCAAGGGUGUUGUCGACUCCGAGGACCUGCCCCUGAACCUGUCCCGUGAGACCCUGCAGCAGAACAAGAUCAUGAAGGUCAUCAAGAAGAACAUUGUCAAGAAGACCCUCGAGCUCUUCACCGAGAUUGCCGAGGACCGUGAGCAGUUCGACAAGUUCUACUCUGCCUUCAGCAAGAACAUCAAGCUUGGUGUCCACGAGGAUGCCCAGAACCGUCACACCCUGGCCAAGCUCCUCCGCUACCAGUCCACCAAGUCUGGUGACGACAUCACCUCUCUCGCCGACUACGUCACCCGCAUGCAGGAGCACCAGAAGCAGAUCUACUACAUCACCGGCGAGUCCAUCAAGGCCGUCGCCAAGUCUCCCUUCCUGGACAGCCUCAAGCAGAAGAACUUCGAGGUUCUGUUCCUGGUCGACCCCAUUGAUGAGUACGCUUUCACCCAGCUGAAGGAGUUCGAUGGCAAGAAGCUCGUCGACAUCACCAAGGACUUCGAGCUCGAGGAGUCCGAGGAGGAGAAGGCUGAGCGUGAGAAGGAGGAGAAGGAAUACGAGGGUCUCGCCAAGAGCCUCAAGAACAUCCUCGGCGACAAGGUUGAGAAGGUCGUCGUUUCUCACAAGCUCCUUGGCGCUCCUUGUGCCAUCCGUACCGGCCAGUUCGGUUGGUCUGCUAACAUGGAGCGUAUCAUGAAGGCUCAGGCCCUCCGUGACACCUCCAUGAGCUCUUACAUGUCCUCCAAGAAGACCUUCGAGAUCUCCCCCAAGUCCUCCAUCAUCCAGGAGCUCCGCAAGAAGGUUGAGGCUGACGGUGAGAGCGACCGCACUGUCAAGUCGAUCACCCAGCUCCUCUUCGAGACCUCCCUCCUCGUUUCCGGAUUCACCAUCGAGGAGCCUGCCAGCUUCGCCGAGCGUAUCCACAAGCUCGUGUCUCUGGGUCUGAACAUCGACGAGGACACCGAGACCACCGAGGAGAAGGCUGCCGAGGAGGCCGCUCCCGCCGCUGCCGCCGGCGAGAGCUCCAUGGAGGAGGUUGACUAGAUGCAUCGAUGACUUUUUGAUUCGAAUGGAAACGAAUGUAUCUGCCUCGAUCUUCUUUAUUUAUUUUAUUUCUUUUCCUUUUCCUCUUUUUGUUUUUUACGACCUCGAAGAAAUUGUUCCGGUGAUAUCAGCAGCAGGAUUCCUAUGAUCCCAGG
Molecule: messenger RNA, 2367 nt
Organism: Aspergillus steynii IBT 23096
Lineage: Eukaryota; Fungi; Ascomycota; Eurotiomycetes; Eurotiales; Aspergillaceae
Gene: hsp90
Product: chaperone Hsp90
Exons: 4
Coding region: 134-2212 (692 amino acids)
Biological process (GO): cellular response to heat; protein stabilization; protein folding
Cellular component (GO): cytosol; plasma membrane; perinuclear region of cytoplasm
Molecular function (GO): ATP hydrolysis activity; ATP binding; ATP-dependent protein folding chaperone
Source: RefSeq, a predicted model, not a curated record